AUUUUGUGUAGUCAUACAUAUUUCUCAUUCAACAUUUUAAAAAAUAAUUAUAGUAUAUAGCUUAUAUACAUGUUUGUCUCGACGGCUUGUUCGAAGAAGACUUUUGUAUUGUUGAGCAGAGCACAGUGAACAUGCCUCUAACACCAAAGCAGAAAAACACUGCCUUUGGAGUGGGUGGUGGAAUCUUCACUUCACUAUAUUCCAAUGGAUUAAGACAUCUGCCUCUAUUGGACCGUUUCCCCCGAUUCCAUCUGACCGCUGUGGCUGUUGGAGGGACCAUGGGCUACCUCGUGGGUGUAUAUGAAGAGGGUGCCAUGAGGCGCCACGAAUUGUUCCUGCAGCGUUACAGGGCGGAACGAGCACCCUUUGAGAGUUGAGGAAUUGUGGAACAAAUUCCCGAUGUCGAAUCUACUACAUUUGAACUCAGUGGGCGCCACAUCUACGUUGAAAGAUCAUGCAAAUAAAGCUAUUUUGACCCAAGAUAUACUGAUGUGUACAUGAAGUUGCUGUAGAGUGCUGUUGUAGUCCAGCACCGCUUUGCUACAGUAGACAUUUCCGUUUUACCUUCUAUGUACUUCAAGCCCUUCGAUUUUCAUCUCGUGACUCCGCCUAACCGUCUCCAGCGAGGAUAUAGCAAGUCUUCGAAACCUGAGACCCUUGGGAGUUCUUUCGAUUGCAUAUUGUUUAAAACCAAUCCAGAGUUUUCUUUACCCUUACAUGAUUUAAAUGUUGUAAAGGGGGUGCUUGCAGUCAGUAAUUUAAAUGUUAAUGCAAGGGGGGUGUUGUAGCCACAGUGUCUGCAUGCAUAGGUUAACUUCCUUCCUUGCAUGAUACGGCAGCGCGAAGCUGAUAGGCUUGGGACGAUUGUUUCUAUAUUUCCGGGACACGUGCUAAUAACAAUUGCAGGUGCGUACCACUG
Messenger RNA from Sphaeroforma arctica JP610, 919 nucleotides. RefSeq lists its product as hypothetical. The coding region runs from base 132 to 377 and encodes 81 amino acids. The transcript is spliced from 3 exons. The record is from RefSeq and is a predicted model, not a curated record. NCBI's taxonomy places the organism in Eukaryota, Ichthyosporea, Ichthyophonida.